This is a messenger RNA of Pan troglodytes (chimpanzee), 816 nucleotides long. It is a transcript of the gene TREML3, whose product is annotated as triggering receptor expressed on myeloid cells like 3. The record is from RefSeq and is a predicted model, not a curated record. Gene Ontology annotation, biological process: positive regulation of toll-like receptor 7 signaling pathway. Lineage: Eukaryota; Metazoa; Chordata; Mammalia; Primates; Hominidae. Gene Ontology annotation, molecular function: signaling receptor activity. Gene Ontology annotation, cellular component: cell surface. The coding region runs from base 85 to 675 and encodes 196 amino acids. The transcript has 6 exons.
UGCAGUAUCUGUCUCAUUGCCUCAUUCACUUCCACCUCAAGCCUGGCCCAGCCCCCACUCACCCAAGGCCCAGACUUUCAAAGAAUGACAAACAGGACCAAGAACACCAGGCCUCUGUUCAGGAUGAAUCGGCACAUCAGAACAGUGGCCGGCACUACCAGGUCUGCCAAGUCAAAGACCCUCCUCCUGCAAUGCCAGUACUCACCCAAGAGAGGGCCCUAUCAGCCCAAAUCUUGGUGUCAGCAGGCAUCUCCAAAUUGGUGUACCUUACUUGUCACCAGCUCCAAGCCCCAGACAGCAGUUCAGAAGUCUCGUUACACAAUCUGGGACAAGCCAAAUGCUAGCAUCUUCAAAAUCACCAUGAUUCAGCUGACACAGAAUGACUCGGGAUUCUACUGGUGUGGAAUCUACAACGCUUCCGAAAACAUCAUCACUGUUCUUAGAAAUAUCAACCUGGUGGUGUCUCCAGCCCCAACCACGUCUCCUACGUGGACCCUCACCUGGCUCCCAACAAACACAGAUGGGGCCAUCCAGUUGCAGGAAAACAAGCUCAGGGAUUCCACAGAUUCUGCAUUACGGAAAUCAAGUGCCCCCAUCUGCCUUGGCUCAGCGGGCCCCAAACUCCUGGUCUCUGUGUUGUGUGGACUCCUCCUGGCCAAGGGCCUGAUGCUGUGAGUCCCGUUUGUGUUCCUGACCUGCAGGUGCCACAGGACAGCAGUGAUGGAGGUUUCUGAUUGUAUCAGCCCAGCCUUGCCCCAGGACCCUUGGGUGCAUGAGUCACAGCAUGGAUCCAGGAUGAAUCCCAGUUCUUCCCCU